Messenger RNA from Schistocerca serialis cubense, 1212 nucleotides. RefSeq lists its product as uncharacterized. The record is from RefSeq and is a predicted model, not a curated record. The coding region runs from base 1 to 1212 and encodes 403 amino acids. The transcript is spliced from 5 exons. Lineage: Eukaryota; Metazoa; Arthropoda; Insecta; Orthoptera; Acrididae.
AUGUGGGGGCGCGAGGUGUGCGCACGCAUCGCAGAGGCGGGUUUGCCGGACGCGGCCGUAAAUCGCGCUAAUACGGCGCCGUCGCUCGCCGCGUCGACAGCGACCAUAAAUCUGCGGGGCGCGCGCCCUGCGCCCGGCCUGUGGCCCACCUCUGCGAGGAGAAAGUGGCGCAUCCCCACAACACCUGUCCGCAAGCUGGCUAGCUGUAGUCCAGCGGCGGUGGAGGCGGUGGCGGAAUGCGGCGCCGUAUUGGGGGCGGGUCGGUAUGUCGGCUGCCGCCUCCCCGGUCCCAGGAACGCUCAGAAUGCCCACGCGGCGGGCAGCGGUCUGGCAAAGAAGCGACUGAGCUGGCGGAAAAGCAGCUCACGACCAGGCGCUCUUGCUCACGACCGCUGCGGGGCAAAAUACCUGCCGCAAAAAGCAGCCAUUGUAUUCUGCACCGCGGGUGAGUUGUAUGCAGUUCCUGGUGUUAACCGUCGCUGUAUGUUCUUGCUGCAUUCAGCUGCAGCUGAGGGGCCCCCGCCGACGCGCCCUGCAGUGUCCGGGACAGGGACGGGCCAGCGUGUUUACGCCGCCAUGCAGCUCCCCACCCCACUACUGAGGGUGGGGGCGCUCUGUUCUGCUGCACUGUGCGGAGGGCGUGACCAGUCCGCAGGCCGUCAGCUGCAGCUGGCGCGGGGACAGCUGCCGCUGAUGACGUCGCAGCUGCCGCUGGCGGUUAUAGCCGGCCGUGGGGCGAGGGUGGAAACCUACCAUCACACCCACCCCCUCAAAGGCCGCGGCGCUGUGGCACUGACCACCGCAGCCGGUGAUAACCUGAACAAACGCGCGCCCACACCACACCACAGGGUCCCAGAUAAGGCUGGGGCCGACCACACGGCGGCGGCGGCGGCGGCGGCGGCGGCGGCGGCGGCGGGCCAUUCGUCUCACGGCCUCCUCGCGCUCGCAUGUGCGCCACUGUGCGAUAGCGGGGGCGUGUGGGCGGGGGCGGGGGACGGGGUGGGUGUGGGGGCGUGGCCAAGGCGCGUAAUCACGCAGACAAAUGAAAGCAGCGCCAGGUGCGACUCACGUGACCAGAGCUCGACGGCUCUUCAGGGACGCGGUGGACGGUCGAUCAGCUCGGCACCUCACGCUUGGUGUGAAAGAAACCACAAGCACAGACGAAAUUCGGGAUACCUGAUGUAUGGCUUUGAGCACUAUUGGACUUUAUAA